AUGCCCUCCUACGCCGACGACGACCUAAUCAGCCUCACUGAUGAGUACACCGUGACAAGCUCGGUAUCCUCCGGUGGUGUCGCGACUACCUCCAGCAGCAAGAUCGCAGCCAAUCGCUGCAGCCUUAUGAAGCGAGACAGCUUCUCUUACCUCACAGUCAUGAUGAAGGCGAAGAAGCCCUACACGCCAGCCUUGCCCCCUAAGCCAAGAGUCUCACUGUCAGUUGCAACCAGUGGCGUGCAGUUCGCCAGCCGUGUUAGCAAUGAGAGUAGCAUACUCUCACCGCUGGCGCGCCCGUAUCACGCCGAUGGCUCUGUUGCGGAGUACCUCCAGAACCAAGCUUGCUCAUCCACAUCUGCGGUCACCUCACCUACCACGGAAUACAGUCAGCAGAACCUGCAGCGACUGGAGUCGAUGCUGAAAGAGCUUGGCGACAUCCAAGUCGAAGAUGAUGAGGACGACAACGCGACUGCCCAGCUUAUACACUCAGAAUUCGCUAUACCCCCCCUCCCACCUAGAUCCGAGCCACUCGCCGCGCUUCCUGUCCGCACCGGCCCUAUCACCCCUCCUACGCCAGCCGAGUCGACCGAGCCUCAGAAUCCCGAGGAGCCUGUCGUAAGAGUCGCCAUGCACACAUGGGACGCCAUGGGUAGAGAUGUGAAGGCACUCAAGGAUGAGAAGCGGACACUGGAGCUUAAGAUCGCACGUCUCGAGAAGCAGAGGCCACCAUCAAGGGCCUACAGAGAAGAAGAAUUCCAAGCGGAGAUCGGUCAUCUCAAAUACCAGAACGAGCAGAACAAGACUCAGAAGGCUACUAUGGCUCGCAAUCUAUCUCAGAAGGAUGUCGAGAUCAAGCAACUGCAGCUGGAUCUUGGUACCACCAGGGAGGCUCUUGAGGCGGCGGAAAGCGCUGCUCAAACCUAUGCCAACAUCGCUGGAGAGCGUGACUACCUCCAUUUCCAGCUGAGCGAGGACAGAAUCAGCAGUGAGCGUCAACUCUCCAACUUGGCUGAGGUCAAGACUCGUGAAAUCCAGGCACUCACGCGAUCCGAGAGACUGCAGAACAACGAGCACAGAGCCUUGGCUGACACUCGCCUGGAGGCAAUCAACACUUGUGUGACACAGCCAAAUGACUUGAAGGAAAAGUACGCUGCCGAACACGACAGAGUGAAUGAACUCGAAGACACCAUUGAAGACCUCCAGGGUAGACUCAACAGAGUUAGCAAACUCCAGGCUGAGCUGAGCCAGAAGAGCAGCGAGUGCGACCGCUGGCGCACCAGGUAUAAGAACCAGGAGAAGUUGGUCGAAACCUGGAAGCUGCAGAUCGAGCGUGCCCGGAACGAGAAUGAGUCUCUUCGUGGCGCCGCUCACCUCGUUAACCCUGUACCUACCUCCAAGCUCUCACCUCUUGUGCUCGGCUGUACCGAGUGCUACACGAAGAAUAUCAGCUGCGAUAAUAAAGCCCGUUGCCGCAACUGCACUGAGAACAACGAGAAAUGCUCCAGAUGGAGGUGCAGUCUCAAGCACCGCCUCGGUCAGUGUCCGACGGUCCCUUGCACGUUCCCCCAUGAGGAGGAUGGUUGGCUUCUUGCUCCUGAGCCUAGGCCCUACUGGUGA
This is a messenger RNA of Didymella exigua CBS 183.55, 1617 nucleotides long. RefSeq lists its product as uncharacterized. The transcript is spliced from 3 exons. Lineage: Eukaryota; Fungi; Ascomycota; Dothideomycetes; Pleosporales; Didymellaceae. The coding region runs from base 1 to 1617 and encodes 538 amino acids. The record is from RefSeq and is a predicted model, not a curated record.